AUGGCCAUCCUAAAGUUGAUGCGACAUCCCACCAUCCUCGUUGUCCUUCUCUCAAUAGUCGCCCUCACCCUGACUAGGCUCCAUGGAGGCUCUGGAUCUGCACUUGAACCACUCUGCAACAUUCCCGGGUUAAGCACGUCCAUCGCUUGCGCAUGGAUUACAGCUGCUCAAGCUGAGCAGCCACCCAAAGUCCAAUGGGCCGACUAUCACUCACUGGUGGGCCUGGAGACUAGAACGUUCGAGGAGAUGUUGAACGAACCCGUGAGAGGGACGGGCGGAUCGCUUUCGCUCGACGUGAAGAAGACAGAAUAUGCGGUCAGGGAUCUGAUCGCCCUCGUCAAGGCGAGCGAAUUGAAGGCCAAAGACAGCUUGGCGGAGCUUUUGAGAGACUUGAUCGAUGAUGCUGCCACUUCGGGGAGAGGGUUAAACCGACUGUCGACCAAAUUCAACGGUGCAUUGGACGUCAUUGUGUCUGUCAACGAGCACGCUCUGCAUUCUGUCGCAAAGGCGCAAGCGCUAGAGCAGGCGCCGCUCCUUGAAAGGAUCAACGCGAUGAUGCCUUGGUCUCCCCCAAGAAAGGACGUCGACGCGAUUAUAAAGGAGACCUUUAGUGCGGCUAUGGACGCCUUCUCUGUCCAAUUGGCGGGGCUUCUUGUAGAGGCCACAGCUCGUGAAAACGAGUUGAGACGACUCGAAGAAACGCUGCAGGCCGUACACGAACACGUCCAACGAGAAUACAGCUCCAUCGACAUGGAUAAAGAAGAGACCCUCGAACUCUUGUGGACCAAACUCGGUGGCAACGGUGCACAAUUGCGAAGCUUCUCGCGAAAUUUGAAGUUGCUGGAACAGCUGAAGGCGUAUCGGAAGGGGGCGUAUGUUCGUAUUAUCGCUGCAUUGCACCAUCUAGAGUCGCUGCGCCAUGAGGCGGAUGAUAUCAGGACGAGGGUUUCUGCCCCUGAUUUGAUGGGGUCCAUGAUUGAACCUGCUGUCCACAUGAAAAGUCUUCAGUCGGGCUUGGUGAGGUUGAAGGCGAAUCGGCUGAGGGCAAGGAAGCUGGAGGAGGCGGCGAUUAGGGAUAUGCUUCGGCAAUGA
This is a messenger RNA of Coprinopsis cinerea okayama7#130, 1092 nucleotides long. RefSeq lists its product as hypothetical. The transcript is spliced from 2 exons. NCBI's taxonomy places the organism in Eukaryota, Fungi, Basidiomycota, Agaricomycetes, Agaricales, Psathyrellaceae. Bases 1 to 1092 code for a protein of 363 amino acids. The record is from RefSeq and is a predicted model, not a curated record.